UUAGGGAGGGGGUGAGUUGGGGGGUUGCUACAAGAAUUAAGAGAAUGCUUUUUUGCCCACCCAGUUUAGGGUAGGGACGCGAAACAAGGGGCCUCUAGAAGAAGGCUGGCAUCUCAGCAGGGAGCACGAGCAGGGGGUCGGCAGUCCCUUUCCCCUCCUAGAGCGCUGCCCGCGGUGGAGAGAGCUACACCUCACUGCCCACCCCGGCUCCGCCUUCCCUAGCCGCGGCUCCCGCUCCGGCUCAGCCAGGCUCCCCACCCGGCUGCACCCGGAGGACCGACACCGAGCGCUCGGCUGCGCCUCCGAGCCCUCCCCCUCGCCUUCCCCCUCGCCCUCCCUCUCUGGGGUCUCUGCCUCCGUCUCCUUUUUUAAAAGCUGCGUCACAUGCAUGCCGUUCCCUGAGCGCUCGCGGCCCCUCGCCGCCCGCCCGUCGCGCGGCGCACGCACGUCGUCGCUUGCUGCGCGCUCUCCCGGGUCACUUUGACACGGCUCUCCCCUCCCACUAGCAGGACAAUUAGCAUAUUAAUAAAGCCCGGCCCUGCCCGGCUCGGUCUGGGGAGCCGGCGCCGGCGCGAGGGAGCGCGAACGCCAGGGCGGAGAGGGGGGCGCUCGGCGACGACGACUACGGCGGCGGCGGCUGGGAGGGCGGCGGGAGCGCACAGACACGCACACGCACACGCGCACACACGGACACACACUCCGCGGACGCACACCCGCGCGCACACACGCAGAGGCCGCUCGCCUUCCUGCCUGGCUUCCUUCCUGUCUGCUCCGCGCCUGACAGGCCCCUCGCUGCAGCCAGGGGCCGCCCGCACCGGGCCGAAACCGGGCCGAAGCCGGGCCGGGCGGGCAGCGGGGGCCGCGGGCGGCGGCGGCGGCUCAUGCCCGGCCUGUCCCCUCGAGGGGCGGGCACCGUGACUCGGCUGGGUCCCCAGCGGCGGGCGAUGUGAAGAUGUCAGUGGGCUGUGCCUGUCCUGGUUGUUCCUCAAAGUCAUUCAAGCUGUACUCGCCGAAGGAGCCCCCGAACGGCAACGCCUUCCCCCCCUUCCAUCCCGGCACCAUGCUGGAUCGGGAUGUGGGCCCAACUCCCAUGUACCCGCCUACAUACCUGGAGCCAGGGAUUGGGAGGCACACACCAUAUGGCAACCAAACGGACUACAGAAUAUUUGAGCUUAACAAACGCCUUCAGAACUGGACAGAGGAGUGUGACAAUCUCUGGUGGGAUGCUUUCACGACUGAGUUCUUUGAGGAUGAUGCCAUGUUGACCAUCACUUUCUGCCUGGAGGAUGGACCAAAGAGAUAUACCAUUGGCCGGACCCUGAUCCCACGCUACUUCCGCAGUAUCUUUGAGGGGGGUGCUACGGAGCUGUACUAUGUGCUUAAGCACCCCAAGGAGGCAUUCCACAGCAACUUUGUGUCCCUCGACUGUGACCAGGGCAGCAUGGUGACCCAGCAUGGCAAGCCCAUGUUCACCCAGGUAUGUGUGGAGGGCCGGUUGUACCUGGAGUUCAUGUUUGACGACAUGAUGCGGAUAAAGACGUGGCACUUCAGCAUCCGGCAGCAUCGAGAGCUCAUCCCCCGCAGCAUCCUUGCCAUGCAUGCCCAAGACCCCCAAAUGUUGGAUCAGCUCUCCAAAAACAUCACCCGGUGUGGGCUGUCCAAUUCUACUCUCAACUACCUCCGACUCUGUGUGAUACUCGAGCCCAUGCAGGAGCUCAUGUCCCGCCACAAGACCUACAGCCUCAGCCCCCGUGACUGCCUCAAGACCUGCCUUUUCCAGAAGUGGCAGCGCAUGGUAGCACCCCCCGCGGAGCCCACACGUCAGCAGCCCAGCAAACGGCGGAAACGGAAGAUGUCAGGGGGCAGCACCAUGAGCUCGGGGGGUGGCAAUACCAACAACAGCAACAGCAAGAAGAAGAGCCCAGCUAGCACCUUCGCCCUCUCCAGCCAGGUACCUGAUGUGAUGGUGGUGGGGGAGCCCACCCUGAUGGGCGGGGAGUUCGGGGACGAGGACGAGAGGCUCAUCACCCGGCUGGAGAACACCCAGUUUGACGCAGCCAACGGCAUUGACGACGAGGACAGCUUUAACAACUCCCCUGCGCUGGGCGCCAACAGUCCCUGGAACAGCAAGCCUCCGUCCAGCCAAGAAAGCAAAUCGGAGAACCCUACGUCACAGGCCUCCCAGUAAAAGGCCUUGCUGUGGCCACCCAGCGCUCUGCCAGCCUGUCCCACCCCUCGAAGCCCCAGGAAGCAGAAGACAGAAUGAAGAGGCCGAGCAUCUAAAAUGGGCAGCCUUCAUCCACCUGCUUCAGGGAGGAACUGGACUCGCUGGGGGCAGGUGCCAAGAUUUGCCCCCCAGUGGCCCUGGGCUGGGCCUGGCCUCUGCAGAGCCUUUUGGGGGAAGGGGGUACUCGUGGAUGCCUACGUGGAACCUGGGUCUCUGAGAAAUGUCCUGACCACCCCCCAGGGCAUUUGCCUCCAUCCUCACCCCAGAUUCUGGGUUUCCCAUCCCCCUGACUUUACUCCUUUCAAGCCUGGGGGUUGUCUGUACCCACAGCCCUUAGGGACUUAAAGUUAUGGGGCUUGGUUGAAUGCCCCUUCCCCUAGGCAGCUGGUGAUAGAGGGGUAAAGCUCUGGGCCCCUCCUUCCUGUUGCCACUUAUCCCAGCUCCAAGUUUUUUUAAAAAAUAAUAUUAUUAAAAAUGUAAGUUAAAAAAAAUCAUUCAUGUCCCCCCUUUUCCCCCUAUUAAAAGUCCAGCUACCUCCCUACUCUUGGCAGAUGGGGGGGCGGCUAGGGCCCAGGUGGGGGUGAGAGUGGGGGAGGGGGUAUGCAUACCAUUUUAUACAGUGUGAGAGCUUCAGACCAAGGAGACACUUUGCCAUCUCUCUGCCCCUUUCCUCUGGGGUGACUGCAGUUGGAGAAGGCAUGCCAUGGGGUUAGGGGACAUCAGUGGCCACAUUUUGGUGAUAAACCCCUGAUGUUAUCUCUGUCUUUCCAUCCUCUGGACUCUGGCCUGUCCUCCCUCGUGCUCGUGACUCCCUCUCUUCCAGCCCCACCCCCAUGGUGUGCAUAUUCAUUAUGAGUCCUCCAUGAGAGCAGUUGUCUAGGAUGCAGGGAGGAGAGGCUUCCUCCCUUGGGGAGUGUGGAGGGAAGGGAACAGCCUUGUUUGUUGCUGUAUUUUUGGUUUUGUCUCAGUUGGGCAGGCAUGGGAUGGGAGAGGUGCUUGGCCACUUUUCUCCGGAACCCUCUUCCCUCAGCCCCUCCAACUGCAUAUAUAAUCCUACUCUGCCCUUCACAGAGGGGAAGGAGCCACUGAACUGAGAACGUCCCGGCUCUAAGCCCCCCAGAGAAAAACAGGCCUUUGUACCCCCAUCUGAGGUAGCCGGUCUUCGUCUGUCAGUAUCCCCUGCCUCUCCUUCCUCGUAGAAGGGAGGAGCAGGAGGCAGCUGGGAUCCUCAGCUUGGCCAGGGUGCAUCCAGGAGCAGGGUUCCACUUGGCUGGGCCAGCUCUGUGGCUUUGCUGCCUUUUCCUGUGGCCAGUCCCAGGAAGUGCUAACACCACCUCUCUUCCCUCUGGAUUCUGGGGUCCCCCACACCCUAUUUCCUCCACUCCAGUUGCCAUUUUUGGAAGGGUAUUGAGUCAGGAGCUGAGGGGGUGGGGUGAGGAAGGUGGACAACCCACCCCAACUGUAAUUUUUUUUUUUUUUUUUUUUUUUUUGGGCCAUUUGAGUCAUGUAUGGUACCGAUCAAUAAAGAGACUUUUCGGUUUGACAGUG
This is a messenger RNA of Saimiri boliviensis boliviensis (Bolivian squirrel monkey), 3775 nucleotides long. It is a transcript of the gene LDB1, whose product is annotated as LIM domain binding 1. Lineage: Eukaryota; Metazoa; Chordata; Mammalia; Primates; Cebidae. The record is from RefSeq and is a predicted model, not a curated record.